GGCGACUUUGUAGAUAGAGGUUAUUACAGUCUCGAGACUUUCACUUACCUUCUCGCACUAAAAGCUAAGUGGCCUGACCGCAUCACGCUGUUGCGAGGCAAUCACGAAAGCAGGCAGAUAACGCAGGUGUACGGAUUUUACGAUGAGUGCCAAACCAAGUACGGAAAUGCGAAUGCUUGGAGAUACUGUACCAAAGUCUUUGACAUGCUCACGAUAGCAGCUUUAAUCGAUGAGCAGAUUCUCUGUGUGCAUGGCGGCCUCUCUCCAGACAUCAAGACCCUCGAUCAGAUUCGAACCAUUGAACGUAAUCAAGAAAUUCCUCACAAAGGCGCCUUCUGCGACCUCGUUUGGUCUGAUCCAGAAGACGUCGAUACGUGGGCGAUCAGCCCGCGGGGAGCAGGCUGGCUUUUCGGGGCAAAGGUGACGAAUGAGUUCGUUCACAUCAACAACCUGAAGCUCAUCUGCAGAGCGCACCAGCUGGUUCACGAAGGCUACAAGUUCAUGUUCGAUGAGAAAUUGGUCACGGUAUGGUCUGCUCCCAAUUACUGCUACCGCUGUGGAAAUAUCGCGUCAAUCAUGGUCUUCAAAGACGUAAAUACCAGAGAACCAAAGUUAUUCCGCGCAGUUCCAGAUUCAGAACGUGUAAUUCCUCCUAGAACCACCACGCCGUAUUUCCUCUGAGACCUUCCCUGCCUGCUGUACUGCCCCCUUCCCCGUACCCUCCCCCUACAAUAUACUUUUUAUUGAG
Messenger RNA from Eurypyga helias (sunbittern), 748 nucleotides. It is a transcript of the gene PPP6C, whose product is annotated as protein phosphatase 6, catalytic subunit. The annotation marks the transcript as partial. The record is from RefSeq and is a predicted model, not a curated record. Gene Ontology annotation, cellular component: cytoplasm. NCBI's taxonomy places the organism in Eukaryota, Metazoa, Chordata, Aves, Eurypygiformes, Eurypygidae. Gene Ontology annotation, biological process: peptidyl-serine dephosphorylation; G1/S transition of mitotic cell cycle. The transcript is spliced from 4 exons. Gene Ontology annotation, molecular function: protein serine/threonine phosphatase activity.